Dovyalis caffra is the source of this 189-nucleotide messenger RNA. Lineage: Eukaryota; Viridiplantae; Streptophyta; Magnoliopsida; Malpighiales; Salicaceae. The record is from the annotation of a GenBank genome assembly.
AUGGUAGCAGCAGCAAAAGCCAGGUUUAUAGGAGACCCAGUAGCAGAUAACCUUAAGAAAUUUUGCACUGACUUGGUUCGUGGUACCAGGGAUAAGAGACUGCGGGUUAAGGGACCCGUGAGAAUCGCUAACAAGAAAAUAAAUCAAAAGAACACAUGGGAGUUGAAUUUGAUGGACCAUCUCGACUGA